Molecule: messenger RNA, 2601 nt
Organism: Uncinocarpus reesii 1704
Lineage: Eukaryota; Fungi; Ascomycota; Eurotiomycetes; Onygenales; Onygenaceae
Exons: 1
Coding region: 1-2601 (866 amino acids)
Source: RefSeq, a predicted model, not a curated record
AUGGCAUCCAUGUCCUUUGCUCCUCACUCCCACUGGCACCAGCCCAGCGGGCCCCGCGGUCCUAGCAGUGAACGACGGAACUCAGCCACAGAUAUUUCUUCUAGCUUACCUUUCAACUUUGUGCCGCAGGAAUCGUCACCUCACAAUCCGCCCACACAUAAGAGGGCCCCACCUCCUUUACCCGCGUUUUCCUUCCCUCAGCUCCCAGAACCAGGUCCUGCUUCAGCCCCGUUGACGACUAGUUCGCAAUAUGCUGGGUAUAAUAAACGAGACAGCGAACAGAACGGUGGAGAAACCUUGAACAGCGUUCCGUCCACUUUGUCUACCAUGCCAGCUCAGACGCUCCCCAACCCUGGGCCUGGACUUAGCGCCCGAGGUCCGGGCAGGCGUGGUCAUGCCCACCGUAGAUCCGCAGCUAUCUCGAGCGUGGAUUUGACCGCUAUCACUAAAGCAUUCCCGCCGAAACCAGUCAAUGGCAGCGCUCCGACGACCCCCGUUGAUUCAAAGAAGUACCAUAAUGGCAACGAAGAUGCUGCAAGUUUGAGUCCAUGUUCAUUCUCAAAUAGAAAUGCUGCCUACACCCCUCCUCUUACUCCUCGCAAAUCGGAUGAACAACUAAGAUUGUCGCCGAAGUUGAGACCUGAGCCCCUGGAAUCUGCCGCUGAACAGCGCCGUCCGCUUUCUUUUGUUUCUUCAGAAGACAGCAUGUCUACUGUUCGCCCCAGGCAUUCCCGAUCUGAUAGCACCGUGGAUAGCGUUGGACCGAAAACUCUGGCUGGCGAUACCGUUACGCGGCCAAAAACUGCCGGAGCCAAUUUCGAUUUAGGCAGAGCACAGUUUGGUGAUUCAAAGGACAGUCUGACGGAGCGUCCACGCACUGCUUCCGCUUCCAUGGCUUUGUCCACUGAUUCUGUGGAUGUGGCCUCCAAACUACCAUCGGGCAAGAAACCUUUAACUGCCCGGCAUCCGCUCUACAACUCAGUACUUUCAGAAGAGAUACCAUCCAUUCCGCAACGCACAGUCUCCAAUAGGAAACAAAGCAAGAAGCAAAAGAAAAUGCGAUCUUGGGCUGGCAUUCUUACUCGGAAAGGCAAGAAACGAGGAAAUAAGAGGCCGCCAUCCCGGAGAGCCCCCACGCCACCGCCGGUCCUCACUCGAACAAACUCCGCAAUGAGCUCUUUGUAUGGGGUAGACUUUGACUCGGACAACACAAUUGUGAUCCGAACGCCCACUGAUCCCAAUGCGCCCCGACGCUCCUUGCCUGCUGCCCUGAAGGAUGACACUCUUGAAUUAGAUACUUCAUGGAAACCUCAAAGCUUCUAUGAUCAAGGAAGAGAGUUGGACAUGUUUAGCCCAGUUAUUGAUUUAGAUGCGGCUUUAGGUCCCUUCAACACCCCUGAAAUGGGAUCCGAUCGCCCUGUCAGUGGCUUCUCCGCCGCAACAAGACGUAUGUACAGUGGUGGUAGGCGAGGGGAGUUUGUCGGUCCAGAGAUGCGGUACCAUCGGCGUGCAGAGAGUGCCCCGGAAAUGCCGCCGUUCGACCGAUCUGGACUUGGCCUUGGCCGUCAUAGUACAGCAGCGAUGCUUAAUCCUGACGUGUUUGAUGAAAAGGAAGAGGAUGAGUUUCUUGCAGAAACUAACAAACCACGUCAAGUCGAGGAAACACCAAGCCACCCCAUGUUGUCGCAUAUGCCCUCUACUAAAACUGAGAAGACUUUCGUGAAGCAUUGUUCAACAUCUACGAUCAAGUUCGAGACCUCGAGGAAUAACGCUGGACUGGGAAUCCAAAUCGUCGAUAUUGCUGAUGAAUUCUUAUCAUCUAACGCCACCACGCCUCAAACAAUUGAUAGUUGCCCAAGUACAACUGUGGCCGGCACUCCCUGCACCCCACAUUGGGAUAUCUCUGGCAUCCCUCGCAACUCCAAACUGGACGUUUCACCCAGGGAUACAGUUGAGCACCUCGACACGGACCCUUGGUCCGGGCAACCAGACAACUCAACCAACCCCACAUCUCCACCUUCUCCCUUGUAUCAUGAGAGGUGCCCCUCUGGACCUUUUGGUAUUUCACAGGAUAUUUCGAAAGCUCCCCUACCACUGCAGCCAGGCGUACCUAUAACAGAUUCGGCAACACCUUCUCCCGCCCCAUCCAUGACAUCCUUCGACCCUCCUCGUUUAGCAACACCUUCUUCCGUCACUGAUAGGCAAGCAACCAAUUCUGUCUAUAGCGGUGAGCCUGGAAGCGAAUGUUUCCAUAACUCCGUUGAAGACGUGCCGUCGCUGACGAGUAGCGCUUCGACUAUGACCGGCACAAUCCCGCGGCUAUCAUCCGGGCUCCAUUCCAAGGCUGCUGGAGACCGAUGCUCUUCAUUUUCUGCUUUAAACCGUCCUCGACCAAGCUCUUCGCACACCACCAAACGCUCGAGUCUUGUCAGCCUUUCAAGACUGGUGGGCGUGGCAUCAGCAGAGAAAAGCAAACUCAGCUAUGAGCACAAAGCUCCUACGGAUGAGGUAGAAAAGAAGAAAAAGAAAGGCAAUAGAAUAAGUCGCCUGAUGCAUUUUUGGAAAAGCAAGGAGAAAGAAAAGCAAAAAGACAUUCAGUAA